AUGGCGCUGUUCGCCUUCGGUUUGGUCAACACAAUUGGCCUCAUUGGCGGCCUUGUUUUUGCCUAUACCUUUGGCUACCUCUUCUACAACCUUUACCUUCACCCACUCCGAAAGUAUCCCGGCCCACUAUGGAUGCGCGCCACUCGAAUCCCGUUUUGCUAUCAGCUGCUCACUGGAACCUUGCCCUAUGACAUGCUCGACUUGCACAACAGGUACGGCCCCGUAGUACGCAUCGCCCCCGACGAGCUCGCGUUCCACGAUUCUCGAGCAUGGAAGGACAUCAUGGGCCACCGCUCUCAAGGCGGCGCAGAGAUGGACAAGUCCCAAAAGUUCUACCGUGCCGUACCCGGAGCUCCAUCCGACAUUGUCAAUGCUCCCCGCGAGGAGCACUCCACUCUCCGCCGUUCGCUUGCACACGGAUUCAGCGAGCGCAGCAUGCGCGACCAGGAACCCAUCAUCAAGAAGUAUAUUGACCUCCUCUUUCAACGACUUCAUGAGCAUGGAGACAACGGCGCGAAGCCCCUCGAUUUGGCCGCCUGGUACAACUACACCACCUUCGAUGUUAUCGGCGAUUUGGCCUUUGGCGAGCCCUUUGGCUGUCUUGAUGGUUCGGACUAUCAUCCUUGGGUGAAGGCCAUUUUUCAGAUGGCGCGUCUCGGUACCGUACUUCAACUGGCUACUCACUACCCCUUCAUUGGGAAGUUGAUGAUGGCCAUGGUUCCUGCAAAGGCCAUUCGUGAACGCCAAGUUCACGAGGAUUUCACCAAGGCCAAACUGCAGCGCCGUAUGGAACUGGGCCAGGACAGACCUGAUCUGAUCGAGGGUUUUCUGAAGAAGAAGGAUGACUGGAACAUGACCUUUGACAAGUUGAAGGCCAAUGCAAGCAUUCUCAUCAUUGGUGGAUCCGAGACAACUGCAACUCUUCUCUCUGGCGUAACUUACUUCCUCUUGAUGAACCCCGAGGCUCUUCGAAAACUCACCGAAGAAGUCCGCUCUACGUUCAAAAAUGAGAGCGAGAUUGACUUCGUCUCUGUGAAUAACUUGCCCUACCUUCUUGCUUGCUUGGAAGAGGCGCUUCGAAUGUACCCUCCCGUCCCCAUCGGUCUGCCUCGCAUCGUCCCGGCAGGAGGCGCAACUAUUGCGGACAACUAUGUCCCCGAGGGCACCACUGUGUCCGUCUACCAAUGGGCCAUGUACUAUUCCGAGAAGAACUUCAAGGAUCCUAAGAACUACCACCCUGAGAGAUGGCUGGGAGACCCCAAGUUCGCCAGCGACAACAAAGACGCCUUCCAGCCCUUCCACCUUGGACCUCGUAACUGCAUUGGAAGAAACUUGGCCUAUGUUGAAAUGCGCACGAUUCUCACCCGCAUGUUGUGGAACUUUGACAUGAAGAUUGCAGAUGACAGCACCAACUGGGUUGGCCGACAAAAGAUUUACCUGCUAUGGGAGAAGGGGCCUCUCAACGUUUAUUUAACCCCGGUUCAGCGUUCUUAA
Colletotrichum truncatum is the source of this 1494-nucleotide messenger RNA. RefSeq names its product cytochrome p450. The record is from RefSeq and is a predicted model, not a curated record. Gene Ontology annotation, molecular function: iron ion binding; oxidoreductase activity, acting on paired donors, with incorporation or reduction of molecular oxygen; monooxygenase activity. Lineage: Eukaryota; Fungi; Ascomycota; Sordariomycetes; Glomerellales; Glomerellaceae.